Polyodon spathula (Mississippi paddlefish) is the source of this 3269-nucleotide messenger RNA. RefSeq names its product protein mono-ADP-ribosyltransferase PARP11-like. The record is from RefSeq and is a predicted model, not a curated record. The transcript has 8 exons. NCBI's taxonomy places the organism in Eukaryota, Metazoa, Chordata, Actinopteri, Acipenseriformes, Polyodontidae. Gene Ontology annotation, molecular function: NAD+ poly-ADP-ribosyltransferase activity. Bases 171 to 1127 code for a protein of 318 amino acids.
CAGAAAAUAACAGUAGGUUUAGAAGUGGAGAAAUGUAAACUUGUUAUGGGAUCAAAAUUUCUCCAAAUUUAGUGCAGCCUUACCAGUUAAUUGCAGUACAGUACCAGGAACUCGUCAUUGAAGUGUAGCGACGCACAGAACACUGCAUAUGAAUAUAAGACCAUGUCAGAAUGGCAGGGUUUGAAGAGGUUGAACAUAUGGAGGUUGCUAUGGACACCUCAGAUACACCAUGGUGUUGGUUUUAUUUGGCUGAGUGUGGACUGUGGCAUAUGUUUGAGCUGGGUUCAAACUGCCAAUGUUCAGUGAGCAGUGAAGAAAUUGAAAGGAGUUACAGAAUGAAUGAACGAGGCAUGUCAUUCACUACUGCUAAAUAUAACUACAUGUUAGACUUUUCAGAGAUGAAACAAAUCAACAUGUCAACUGGAAAACAGCGUCCGAUCAAACGUGCUCUUUUCAGGUUGAUCAGCGAGGAUCAAGCCAAUCCUGUUCCUCCGUAUUGGGAGAAGGUUAAUACAGAGGAACCUUAUCAGUUAAUCCAUUUGCAGGAAGAUACCAAUGAAUACAAGGAAGUGGCUAGAUUUUUUAAAAACACAAUGCACGUCUGCAUUACAGCAAUCAAGAGAAUUCAAAACUUAGACUUAUGGGAAUUCUUCUGCAGGAAAAAGGCCCAGCUGAAAAGGCGAAACCAAGGUGCAGAAAUUGAAGAAAAAAUGGUGUUUCAUGGCACCAGUCAUGAGAACAUAGAAGCAAUUUGCACAAAUAACUUUGACUGUAGAUUAAACGGCAGCCACGGAACAGUGUUUGGAAAAGGAGCCUACUUUGCAAGAGAUGCAGCGUAUGCCGCAAAGUUCUGCAAAACAAGUGAAAACCAUGGAACAAUCCUGAAAAAACAUGAUGUUGUACCUAAUGUGUUUCAAGCUCAACCUCACUUUAAGUCAUUGUUCCUCGUUCGGGUACUUGUGGGCAGUUACACACUUGGAAAGACCCAUUAUUGCAGACCACCCUCGAAAGACAUGAGUUAUGUGAACUUCUACGACAGCUGUGUGGAUGAUGUUAACAAUCCAAAGAUUUUUGUGAUCUUUGAUAACAACCAGAUAUAUCCAGAAUACUUGAUAGAGUUUACCUAAUUGCACAGAGUACUGUAUGUUGUUAUUCAUAGACUUGAAUUUACUGGAACGUUUAAAACAGUUUUCCCAACACUGGAAAACUUUUUUUGAAGGAAAGCAGACUCUCCAAUAGACACAAUUUGAAUUUUACUGAAGUUUAAUUUUCUAAAGGCAUAUAUGGAAUUAUUUCCCUAAAUUAAAUGUUUAAUAUUAUGGUUUUGUUUUGUGCCUUUGGAAUAUUUCAUUGAAGCAGCAAAUUAUUUAUUGAUUAGUUAUUCAUAUUAUUUAUUUGUACUUUGCAAUUUUUUUUCACUAAUUUACUGUGUGUUCAAGCAAGGAAUUCAUUGGAAUAAUAUUCAAACUUGGGUAAGUGUGUCGUCUUCCACCUUAAGUUUGACUUUAAAGUGAAUCAGUACCAGUAAAUCACAGAAUAUAAGGAUAUGGAAUCAAAAUGAAAUUUGAUGGUAAAGAGAUUUUUCUUGUCAUAUAAUCCUCACCCAGUUAUACCACUACUUCUAUAGGGAUGCCAAUUACAGAAUGGUUAUAUACUGCGAUAAACCCAAUGUCAUACGCCUGUCUUGUUUUUAUACAUAUAUUUUAAACCACCAAAAAUUGUGAAAAUGUGUUGAAAAUAGAAAACAUUAUUAUUUUUAAAAAUCAAAACCCACCGGGUUUUGCUUCUAUCUCAGUCAGAAAUUGUACUGUUGACAGGAGCUGGCACAAAUCACAUCCUGUGACAACAAAAUUGACUUUUUAAAGGUAUGUUAAAAACACUGCCCAUUUGCUGUAAAUGACUGCUUGCGUGUAACUCCCCUAAUAUAAAGAACCCCCAGCAAGGUUUUGGGUGCUUAUCUAUGCGGCAGGCGGAUUAUUUCCUUGGCUACUUAACCGGCUCUAGAAAUAUAAGCUUAUAUAUACUGAACCUUGUCUUGUAAUAUAAAAAACUGUUACUCUGUACUGUACAUUUCAAUGACAGCUUAGAAAUUUUAGAUCUGUUAUGUGACAUACAUGUCACAACCUCAAAGCCACACUUGCUGUAUACAUUUAAGUGUGACAUUUACUGUGUUUUUGCAAUUGUCGAAUCUGUAUGCCUGCUUACAUUAGUGUUUCUACACUAUGCAAUAGCAGAAGAAGAGAAUGCACACAAUAGUCACUGCAGCUACUGUGGUCAUUAAUUAAUUAGUCAUAUAGCAAACACUUUUAUCCUAGGCUAGACUGCUGCAGUCACUUCCAAUAGGACCUAGUUUUUACAUCUCACCCAAAGGACUGUUUCAGUGGCUGAGCCAGGAUUUGAACUGGGAACCUCCUAGUCCAAGCCUUUUUUUCUUAAUCACUGGACCAACAAGCCUACCUAGUUGCUAUUGUAAAUACUGAGAAGCCAUUUUUACCAUUACAGUUAAUUAUUAUUUACCAUUUAUUAUUUGCAAUUUAUUAUUCUUAUUUGAACCAUUAAUUGUAGCAGAUGAAAUGGAGCUGGAAAUGUGCAUGUGAUGGCUAUAGGUCAUGGUGAACUAUUUUUUCAAGUUACUGAUGGCUCAAGCUUUUUAAUUACAAAUGUCACUGACACACUUGUUUAUGCAUUGAAAAGCUUUUUGAAAAAUCUAGUGUUGCUUGUCCAGCUGGCACCGGGUCAACAGUUGUUCAGAAGAACCAGAAAUCAAACCAAAGCCAUGCUGCAAUGAGACGACUUCCACCUGACCACUGCUUGACUCAUGAGUGUGAGGCAAUCUAACAAGCAUUGUACCCUGCAGACACAAGGAGGCGAUGUUACACAAAACGAGCAUAAAGACCUUUAUUAGGUUGCUAAAGAACCAACAUUGCUAAGAACAGCAAAGUGCAUUGAACAGUACAAACUAUUGAUCUGCCUUUUUAUAGUAUAUACCACUCCGCCCCACUUCCUUAGCCUCACUACUGUACAUUAUGUACAGUACAUUUAAAUCUUGUAAUCCUAAUUCCAGUGUGAAUUGCUAAAUAUUACUGGAUAGAGACUUUUUUUGUUUGGGGGUUCACUUUGUGAACUUGGCUUUAGUGCAUUCUCUUUGCUGUAGCUUAAUCCUUUAAUCACUAAUAACAACUGAACACUACAAAAAGGUGCCUGGGACCUGCAGUUCAGGUGUCAAAUUACUUUAGAAAUAGUUUUUUGGUUAUAUUUUGAGUUUACAG